AUGGCGGGUUUUCCAAUUGUUUCGAGGGCGAUUGAGGGUCAGCGACUGCCGAAUGAGCUUCUCAUGCACGUCAUCACCUUUCUUGAACCCGCCGAAGGUCAGUUCUUGACCGCGUCCCAUGAGACGACCAGGACCCUCAUGGCCCUCAUGCGGACCUGCAAGUCGGGAAAUGCAGCAGCAAGCCCGAUAUUCGCCCGCCAUUGCGUGUACCUUGACUCUGAAGACCGCACUUUGAGGUUUUCCCGGUGCUUGGCCCUUGCUGCUUCUGUGCUCGAGCCCCCGCACCAAUCGCCGUUCGGGAGUAUUUCUGCCAUUUUUAUGGAAUCUUUCCUGCAAUUCGAAACAGAGCAUUUGUCAAUUUUAGCGGUAGUUCAAAAAGAGAGCGAGGAUGAUGACGCAGGUGACGAGGAAGAUGAGAGCAGUUCAUCCGAUUACGUUCCCGUCCCAACACCCCAUCCAGAACUCCAGGAUCUCCCGGUAGCAGUCGCCGUGCGCGAUAUCUUUCUCGCCGUCGCCCCGACCUUGAAACGACUCAUUAUAAACAUACCGCUACGCUCCCUCUGGCCCGAAGACGACGAGCUCGGUGCCAGGGCUCUGCUGCGGACCGGCUUCGAGGCUCUCAUCAAUCUUGAGGAGUUUGUCAGCGUACAGGACGAGCUUUUCCUCAUUACUUCCAACGAAUUGCCCUCAGACGAGGUGGAAGUAUGGGCAAAAUAUUGGCCAAACCUGCGUCGCCUUUAUCUGUAUGAUAAGUUUCUCGAAGAUGCCUUCUGGCAGGAUGUGAUGGGCUGUCCUCAGCUGGACUCUGUCAUCCUUGGUCGACCGGAUGGAAAUCACAUCUCGGAACCGGCAGACAUCAAACGGGACUGGAUUUCUACGCUCGCAGGCCACAGGGUUGGGGGAAAUGUGUACAGGGGAGCCAUCAGACCGCUCACAGUCAUCAUAUUCGACAUGGACGGGGAGCAUUGUCCCAUCACGGGAUUUAACUCGGCGUGGGAGACUUUAGACCCCGAUGAACGAAUUAGGGUUCGUUAUGCCAAAGCGCCCCCUAUCGACCUUGCUCUCAACUCAGACAUCGCCGAGGAUGAGGCUAGCCCUCGUGAUUCCGUUCAUGUUUGGGUCAGAAAGCAUGCCUUUGCAGGCACACUAUGGUGCGAAAGUGAAAUCGAGGCAUACAACCCCUUGAGUGGAAAUGAGUAA
Molecule: messenger RNA, 1200 nt
Organism: Clonostachys solani
Lineage: Eukaryota; Fungi; Ascomycota; Sordariomycetes; Hypocreales; Bionectriaceae
Source: the annotation of a GenBank genome assembly